CCUCUAGAGACUUGCGACUCCAUUUUGGAUUGCUUACCUCCUCGUGAUCUUCUUGCACUUGCACUAUGUUCUAAAACCACGCGGAUGAAUGUCACGACAUACAAAGAACGUGUAUUCAGUAUUCAACAUGCGUACCGGAAGUUCUUUACUAUUGAUGAGAUUGCAGGAUUUCAAAAGUUACAGAACUCAACAGCUCUUCUUGUUUCUGGCUCUACCGCUCUCCAGUUCUUCAACAGAGAUAAUUAUAACGGUGAUCUUGACAGUUAUUGUCAUUUUCGUCUUUGUAAACCUGUAGCCGAGUGGUUGAUAGGACGUGGCUAUCUAUUCGAGCCCAUUGGCAAACAGACAUCCGAAUUCGACCAGACAUUUUCCGAGAUCUCAGAUGAUGCAGAUAUCCAGGAUUAUACAUUUGACACUAUCGCCGCAGUGUGGAAUUUCAUUCGAGGUUCUUCCAAAAUACAACUGAUCGGUACGCGGGGUUCACCGUUAGAAACCAUAUUUUCUUUUCAUUCCACUUGUGUAAUGAACAUAUUUACACAUCGUGCUGCGUACUGUUUAUUCCAAAAACUCACUUUAGAGGAUAAGGCAGCAAUGCUUAUCGAUCUUCAAGCUCCACUGAAUUUUCACGAUAUGUGUCCCAUACGUAAAUACGAAAACCGUGGAUUCGACAUCAUACACAGACCAACGUUUCAGCAAGCUUGCGAUCCGUCUUCAUCCAUCUCGUUCCUAGCGCUGAGGUAUAUCGGCGAUAGUCACUGUUGUCGUAUACCAUUUCACGAUAUGGACGGGGAUUUGUCUGCUGUUGAUACCAUAGAAUCUAACAGCUGGGAUAUGGCUUACACUCGAAAGUUCAACACCAUCGAUUUUUGUUCAUUGAAUGUACCUGGUGCAGUUGUCGACUACGUCGUAGGACCUCACAACAUCGCACUAGCCAGAGCACAAAUUAGAGCAAUCAACACCGUUCUUCAGGGUGGAAUUCUACAGUACAUGUGA
Lentinula edodes (shiitake mushroom) is the source of this 993-nucleotide messenger RNA. RefSeq lists its product as uncharacterized. The transcript is spliced from 4 exons. NCBI's taxonomy places the organism in Eukaryota, Fungi, Basidiomycota, Agaricomycetes, Agaricales, Omphalotaceae. The annotation marks the transcript as partial. The record is from RefSeq and is a predicted model, not a curated record. Gene Ontology annotation, molecular function: protein binding.